AUGGCUCCGCAUAACAUAGCACUCACUCACUCCCCUUCUCCAUAUACAUCCUCAUCUGACCCAGUUUCGGAGAAGAAGGAGAAGAGGAAGAAGAAGAAGAAGAAGAAGAAGAAGACGGAGGUGAGACGUGGGCGUAGUCUUAUAUUCAUAUUUAUAUUCUUCAUGUUGAGCUAGAUUGGGUGGUAGGUCAACAAAAUGAGCUCAUUUGGAACUCAGUCCAAAGUCGGCCCCGCGAGUGAGUCAUGAGUAAUGCCAACUUCGUUAGCAUUCUGUGGGAACAAAACCGAGUAAGAAUUUUCGUGGCGGAUGGAAGAAACAACAUGUCGGAUCAAAAGAAGUAGGAUCGACCAGAAAUUAAUUAAUACACAGAGCGCGCUGGAGUAUUUAGCGGGGGGGGGGGGUUUGCUCUUUCUGCAACCGAUAAAUUUUUUGCUACAAUUUGUCAAAACAACUUUCAGCUACAGUUUAAAUGCGAUUUGCAACAAAAACAUAAGCAAGAGCUGCAAACGGCAUCGUUUAAACUGCAAAAAUGAGGAAACGAGUAAAUAGAAGGGAAGUGCGUAGUGUGUACGCAGAAAAUUUUCACGCAUGAUUAAUUUCUUGGGGUUUUCUUUAGGUGAGGUCUCCAGAAUACUCCAAAAAUCUCUUAACGCAUUAGAGUUGAUUUUCAGCAAUCCUACAAUUGCAAAUAAAAAUGCGCAGUUAAAAAUUUGUGGACAAGAAGGAGGCAGAUGUCAUGUCCAAGUACAGUAAUUCAAUAUUUAUGAAGCGCACCAUAAAAUUUUCAAUGGUUUCCGCUCAGAAAUGCCUCCAAAAACGGGACGAAAUGCAUAGGGGGGGGGGGGUGUCGACCAAGUGUUAGAGGAAGGGUUAGAGGGAGAAAUAGAAAGAGCAAGAGUGACGUAUGUUUUGAUUCAAUCUCAAUCGCGUAAAAAGGCUCGCUUCGCCUUCACACGGACUCAGAUCUCGGAGAACUGCUCCAUAGUGCACCUAUUAUCUCAGUUCUCGGCUCAGUGAGCUUGAAGAAGAGGAAGAAGGUUGUUUGCUCCUAGAGAUUUUGAAAUGUUUUCUCCGUGUUAGGUAGUUUUUUCAGUUCUAUGUAUAGAUCUGACCUUAGAGCGUGACUACCAUGAAUUUUGUGAAAAUUGAACAUCCAGAAACCUUUGCCAGAAAACUGAAUAUUCUUGUUUCUAUGUGAAUGUGGAUACUCUCUCAAAACAUCAAAAACGACAUAGCAGCAGGCAAAGUGCACUUCCGAGUGAAAUGUUCGCGGUCAUUGCCCCUCGAAGGACCCUGGAAGGCCCACCGGGCCAGUGUUUGGCCAGAUGAGAUGAGACGAAAAUGAGAGGAGCAAACACAAAAGCAUUUGAGAAACGGAUACCGAAAACGUUGGAGCUCUCGGUUGGUCGAGGCCACGGCCGACCGACCACCCGCCCGUUUUUCAAAUAAAGUUUUGGCGGCGGCUAGUGACACCCUUUUGCGGACGGACGGCCGGACGACGGCAAGGGACGGGGCUUUCUCGAAAGGCGCGGUUCAUAAUGUAUUCAAAUGGAAGUGGUGGAAGUAUUUGUGUGUGUGUGUGUGUGUGCGUGACCGGACCGGAAAACGGCGUUUCCGAAAUUAAGAUGCGGAAAAAACUAGAAAUGCCAAGCAAGGAAGAAAUAAUAUUCCCAGUAGAGUUUCGACUGACUCAAACGUCUGAUGAGAGUUCAUGAGAUUGUACUUUUGUGCUCAAAUUGAUUGGGUUGAAUUCCGACGCAAAUUGACAGCUUUAGAAAGUACGAUUGGGGUGGUUCUAGACGGAAAUUUGAAUCGAAGUGACAGGUGCUAGGUGUAAAGUAAGUAGGCUGUUUUGAGAAUUUGCCUGCCUGAUUUUUAGUUGUAUUCGGCUGAAAAUCACGUACGAAGGUACAAAUUGGUAUCAUUUGUCAACAAAGAGUCGGGUACAAACUGUCAAAGAUGACCAGAAAUCCCUGUAAGGACAUAUUUCUUUAUUAGUGGCUAAAUCACAAUAAGUGCGGAUGAACUCUUACAUUAGGACAACAGUUAAACUAGAAUUAUCCAUUUGAGAUUAGCAAAAUCAGCUUUAGGACGGACGUUGAUAGGACAAAAGAAGGCCAAAAGCAAAGUCCGAGAAGAGCACAAAAAGUGGACCACGUUUUAUAAAUUCCCAACGGGAAGUUUUGACGGGGGCGCCGAGCCGACGGAUGAGGCCUUCGGUUCUGAGCCUGAGACAUCGGGAGAGCUACACCGCACCAAAAGAUGAGCACUCUCUUUCUCUUUCUCUCUCUCUCUCACUCCACUUGGUUUUUCCAGUUCAGUACUUGUAGGGUCGUAAAGUACACACAUCCAGUAACUCUUAAAUUAUGUAUCAUGAGAAUUUGCUGAAUUAUUCUCAAGCAACUGGAAACGAACGCAUUCUCGUGUUGUCCUUUUUAUCAUUCUUAUCUUAUUCUCAAGAGGAUCGGUGCAUCAACAAAAAAAAUGUUCAGCCGGCGUAAAACGUUUAAGGUCUGGGGGGAAACGCAAGAAAGAAGCACUAUGUGAGCACUAAUUGCAUGAAGAAGAAGGAGAAGAAGGAGGGGGAAGAAGAAAAAAAGGGAAAAGAAGAAGAAAGUAUCGUUAUGUGCAAGUAGUAGAAGAGAAACGAGAAGAGUUGUAGGGCAAAGCAGUUACAAAGAAGAGGGACGCAGUGAGAAGAAAAUAGAAAAUAGAAAAUAGAAACAAAAAAUGGAGCGAGGGUGAGGCAGAGGUGUUGGGUCUUUUUACACGAGCAUCCAGAUUUUUGAGCCAGGUUGACUGUACUUUCAGAUCUUUCAUCGUUUGAAACUUUGUAAACAUUGAAAAUGUUCAGGAUGAACAUGAGCUCAAAACUAAAACUAUGGUAGGCCAAUGCUUCCUAAGCUUGCACCGGAUGUCUCAAUAACACAUUCAGUCAGACGUUCACAAGACUAGCACUAACAUCAGCGACUUUGAAUGAAUUCUAAUCCUAAUCUCAUCUUCAUUCCCCUUUUGUACCCCUCAUUCCAUUCUGACAUGACUCACGCAGUCACGAAAUGGAUUGGAUUCAUGACGGAAGAGUGCUCGUGGUCUUCUGGUCACCUAGCGGAAAAGAAAGACGAUAAUCCUUGUGAAACCCUUCUCCUUCUUUCCAUUUCAGAGGCGAUGGGGAAAUAAUUCCCUCCAUCAUUCGUCGGCGGUGCCUCCCAACCCAUUUCCCAUCACAGGAUUGGACUGCUGCCGAGUCCCGAGUCGAGUUCAGAAAGAACGAGGUGCCUGAUCGAGAUUUACUGACUUUUUUCCAGCAGACUCAUUCAUUUCAUUUCACAUUCGUCGGAAAUUGAGGAAGUAGAAAGAAAUGGAAGGAAGGGGGGGGCGUUGAACGAAAGAAAAAAACGGGUAUGGAAUGGAAUGGCAAUUGUGGCAAAAAGAGGAAGAAGAAGAGCGGGGGGUACUUGAGAAAUAGAAAUAGAAAUACUACUGUACCACCACCCGCAAAAUUUUAGUUAGAGAGUGAGGUGCUCUUGAACAAAAUCGGCUUUUUGUUUGACUCAGUCACUCACCCAGAAAAAGGAAACACGGAGGUACGAACAAAAUGUCUGGAUUUCUGAAUUUCUGGAUUCCACAAAAAAAAACAAUGUUUACUACCCAGCGCCUUCAGAAACGGAUUAGGGCAAGAAAUAUUAGAAUUAGAAUUCGUCAUCAGAAAGAAAAGAAGCCAAGAGUAUGGAAUAUUAGAGUAUACGUCAUUGGAUUAGUGUUCUGAAGGAUUUUCUGAGAAAAUAAAUGGGAAAAAAGGGAGCGGGUAGGACAAGAUUUUCCGAUUACUGUGGACUAAGAAGGAGUUGAGUAGACGUCGACUUUGACCUCAAACUGCUAUUCCAUUCCUUUCCUUUUCCUAUUUCUCGUCACGUUGUCGCCGUCGCCGUCCGUCAGCUCCGUCAGCUCUGCCGAAGCGACGACGUCGCCGCUCUUUCCAAUUCAAAACAAACGUUUGUUAAUUAGAAUUUGUGUGUGUCUGUGUGUGUGUGUGUGUGUGUGCGGUUUUCUCUUCUCUAGCCACCCAUGCUCUUCGUUUAGACCUCCUCUUCCGGAUAUAAACGCAGCAUUUUUGCCCUCCUUGCUUGUUUCUCUUUCGCCCUCUCUCUCUCUCUUUUUCUUUCUCUCUAUCUCUAAUUAAGAAGCUGGGCUUCAGACGAAGGCAGAGAGAAGCUCGGAAAGCACGCGCUUUUGUUGAGAAUGACUAGAUGAAUGAAUAAAUGAGAAAAUAAAUGGAUGACAUCAGAGUUUUGUGAAAUUUGUUAAAUGAGUAAGGAGUUUUAAGUUUUUGUCUCGGUUUGCUCUUCAGAAUUACAUAGUUACGACUCUAUUAGUACAGUACUUGGCAAGAAUUGUUCGAACAUAGUUCCAAGCUCAUGUUUCUUUGCUCAACAAAUGAGCCCUCAAUCCGACUCCGCCUAAACCAUUACCCCAGGGAAAAGCAUAGUGCACGGAAGAGUACAUGGCUUUCUCGCAAAAUAGUGCACUCCUUUUUUUGGUUCUUUCCUCCGGUCCCAAGAGAAAAGAAUGAUGUUAUGCUUGCGAACGCAUCCUUUUUCGAAAAAUGUAAAAACUUGACGUCAAAUCGAACCGACGCUUUUGAUCUUUGCUUUUUUCCGCUAUCCCCUCGUCACUCAGCCAAGAGCGAAAAAGUGAAGGAAAAGGGGAAGGAUUGGGGUUGUUUUAUCCAGUUAAUGUUAAAGUCCCGAUCAAAAAUUAAAGUAACCUACCGCCGAGUUGUGAGAAGCAAAAAACAAGCAGAAAAAAAGAAUAAUUCCAUUACGUCACAAACACACCGGGGAGAAAACAUAAUAUAUUGGAAAAUAUACGUGUCUCGGUUGGCUACCACCAAAUACACAUAUAUUUAUAUAGGUGUCCUAAUUUCAUCCAUUCAUUCAAUUUUAGAAGAUUAGCGUUGGCUUCCAUGCCAUGAUUGACGGCGGCAGUCCACCGAUGGAAAACGAGAAAAGGGUAGGGUGGAAGCGUGUGGAAGGAAAGUGAUGUAUUAAUAUGGAAUGAGCGCGCAGCACGCAGUGCAGAUGAAAUCGAGAACAACGGGAAAACGAAGAAAUGAACCUACAUAGAACAAAAAGUAUCAGUAAAUGAUAAUUUCUAGGAAAAUUUCCGGUAUCCGAACUUGACUUGAACGUGAGUGAGUUCAACGCUUGGGAUAGUUUCGUCUGCUUGGAAAAAGUGAAAGUUGUGCAUUUUAUCAGAUUACUGUUCUCAGGAAAAAUACAAAUUCAGCGCUCACACAUUAGAAGCAGGUCAUCUUAUUUUCUGUGUUCAUCAGACGUCAAAGUUCCGGUGAGACCCGGCCGACCGACUGAAAGACUGGAAAAGAAGGGUUAAAAACAACAACGCUGACUUUUCCUUUAUUUUUUCGUUUUUCCAUCUUGCUUCUUCCCUUCACACUGCAAGUUUUUGUUGUGUCUAAUGGACUAGCCAGACGCAAGUUGAUUGCAGUCGCCGACGACGUGUUUUAGUCAGUUUUUCGCUGUAGAACUCUCAUUAGACGUCCACUAACUCGUUCAUUUUACUGAAUAAAUCAAAUGAUGAUUGGACAGGCCACGGGGUGUUGAAUGAAAUGGGUAAGUAGCCGAAACGCGAGUGCGAUUAUGGAUUACGGAUUAGCGACUGAAACUGAACACAGAAUAGAAUCGAGAACUAAAUUGCAACCAAGAUUAUUGAUGACUAAACUUGGCCGGGCCGGUAUGGUCAAAAUUAUAUAAUGGCAAACUCCUUCCUAAAUAUUAUACUGCUAGUUGCCGUUUUCUUUUUGUUGUCUAUCAACUUUUCCUAUUUCUGUACUAAGAAUAACUAUGCGUUGAGCAUUGAGAAGAGGUUUGGGAUUCCAAACAUUGCGAGGUACGUUUCAGUUUUAACUAAAAUGCUAGUACUGAAGCAACUACAGGAUAAAGCCGUUAAAAACGAGUCCAGGAGAAGAAAAUCAACUGAUCCCACCUUUUAUACCCUUCCGAUCUACUUUUGUGGUGGGUUACAGCCGGAUUAUACGCGUUCCGAUAUUAAAUGUUCGCUUCUUCCCAGACAUCGCCCAAAUACAGCUUAGCUGCUUGUCGAAUACAAAAAAAUCUGUCUACAAUUCUUCUCAAUCUUUUCUGUUUUUUGAACACUCCGCGGAAAUUCACUAGACGAGCUUCAUCUUUGACCAUUGAGUUCAAGAACUAGUGAGUCAGGACAAGAAAAAUGAGUAUCAACAUUUUUUGAUAUAGUGUGUCUGUUGAAACUUGUAAUGACACACAUGCAACUCAUAUUGGAGCAGAUCACAACUUCACAACACUACUGGCAAUCAUAAGAGAUCCUGUGGAGCGGUUUUUAUCCGGCUUUGUUGAUAAGUGUAUACAGUAAGUGUAGGAUUUUUGGUGAAUCAAGAGUUCCUGGCGAUUAUUUCAGCGAAGCCAACCACAAGAAAACCCGGUGUUACGGUUGCAAUAAGAACAUGAUGUGCGUGUUGAAAGCCCAAUACGAACGAUUCCAACUGAUCGCCGAUGGAAAAUUGACUAACUUUUCCUAUGAAGACCGUCAUUUUGCCCCCAUGUCAUGGUAACUAUUAAUCCUUCUUCCCCCAAAUUCUCUCAUUUCGCUUCAGGUUCUGCGAUUUCACCCGAGAAACUGUCAAAAAUUACCGGUUUUUGUACUUUGGUGAAACUGAAGAAGAGCAAGGAGAAACAGUUGAUGAACUCAUGACAGUUUUCGAGGAUCAUGGCGUGGACAAUCACACAACGACGUACAUUUCUGAAGAAUUAUCAGGUUAUUGCGCCACUGCUAAUGAUUUUCAUCAAACACUUAAGCAAAUCGAACAAAACAUAGUACAAGUGGAUCAAUGAUCAGAAUAAGAACGGGGUACGAGAUGAGGAAGAGCAAGGAAGCGAUGAAAAUGUUAUACCUGAUCUACGAAAAUGAUUACAAAGCGUUCAAUCUCAAUUCUCCGUUUUCAAAUUACCCAUAA
This is a messenger RNA of Caenorhabditis sp. 36 PRJEB53466, 7009 nucleotides long. The record is from the annotation of a GenBank genome assembly. Lineage: Eukaryota; Metazoa; Nematoda; Chromadorea; Rhabditida; Rhabditidae.